CUUAGAACUUAACUUAAUCAACCACUUGAUUCUUCAUCAUAUAUGCUGCCUUAUUCUAUUCCCUGCAUAACAUACUAUCUGCUUCGAUAUAUCUCAAUUUAAUAUUUAAUGUUCUUGUCGUUUAAUGUUGUACAUACCCUAGGUAUAUAGUAGUGUUAUACAUGUAGCUAGCCUAAACACUUCAAGUUCUCUUGGGCUUCUCUUACAUUUAGAAGAUGUCUACUCGAAGUGAUAUGAAAGGAUAGCUACUAGAUUAGUUAAUUCCAGAUAAAGGUCUCUUGAGCGAAGGAGCUUCCUUUCUCAUAGGUAUACAAAGCUUCUAGGGGACUUUUUAAGACUUAGGAAACAAUUCCUUUGAGGGAGCUGACCUUGGUCGGCUAUGGUAUUAUCGACAAAGAUUUUGUCACAGAACAAUGCCAUUCUCUUGUUGUGAUUACAAUACAAAUACUAAACGGGGCCCAUCAGCGUAGGCAUGGCCCAUCUUUACCGAGACAUUUACAACUAACGUACCUGAAUCUCUAAAGAAGAAAAUUCGUUCUAUCGUCUUUUCUUUUUGGGAAUUUGCUGGCGUGGCAGGUCACCCACACACCUAUGAUAUUUGAUACUCAUACUAGGUACGUAAGUAAACUUCCAGGGACAUCAUGCCGUGCGACUGUACUCGCAUUACUUCUCGGUACGCUUGCCGUCACAAGGAACGGGAGUUUAACAGAUGCUGGCGAUAUGCUUUGAGGAAAGAUCAUUCUUGCUUGGGAGUAUUCGUCGCAAGGUGCGAGCCCUGUCGAAUGGCGGUCAAACUACCACGUGUUUGUAGCGAAUGUUUUAAAUACUUUGUUACUGUCUUUGGUAAGGAGACUGCUUAUUAUGCAAGUAGAAAGUUCUUGGAGUAUAAGAAUGAUAUGGGAUUAUCUCGGCAGGCUAUAAACCCUGGAACGAUCUCUCGCGAAUCGUACAUCACUUCGGCAGAGCUGGAUGGGAUAAGUACUGAUGCUGCUGCGAGGUCCACUCAACCACUUCAGGUCAGGAGCCCGAUACCAGUGGAACAUAUUUCGAUCCCUCCUCCGUCAAAACCUCGGCCGCUGCUCCCCCCGGAUGUCUAUCAGGAUGCGCUUCGAGAGCGCCGCCUAAUGCAAUCCGAAAAGAAAUCAAACUCUACAGCUCCUAGAGUCCAAGAAACAGGGCCUACGGCCCGGCAGAGGCUGGAUAGGCUGGAUAGAGCUAACAGAAAUGCUCGAGAUGGUCCGGCGAGGAUAGAAAACCGGUCUCGUAAUCAGAACCUUGAGGAGCCUAUCGGACUUCUAGAUCCUGCUAACGACAACAACUUCAUCCGUGGCAGAACACAAAUUAGCAUGCCUUACCAACCGGUGCCGAUUCGGUCAAUGGAAGCGCCUAGAGACCCUCUGCAUAAACUGUCAGACAGCUCUCUCGUGAAGCGCAUUACCACAAUGGCCGACACGGUGCAGAUUGCAGGUUACCCUAGUCCGGAAAGUGAAGGACAGCCAAGCGCACCAAAACUCGAACAGGCCCCUAAAAUCCCUGGCUGGCGUAGUGAUACCUUUCGUCCGGCUACCCCCGACGAAGGACACCACGGCCCAACCUUCGCCUGCCCGACCGUACCACCUCGCGCUGCCUCGGCUACCUGUAUGAGGACCGUGUCCUCUAUGGACUCACUGGUCAGCAACGAGCCACGGUCACAUUCCGUGUCUAAUGAGCUCGUACCCGUACCGGCCCAUCGCACGGCUGGGAUUUGCGUGUCGAGCAGCGCACGCCACUAUAAAGAACAUGGUGUGCCGUCGGCCGCAUACCUCGAAGAAGAGAGCCACGAGGAGAAGCCGCGGGCUUCGAACCCACCGUCUGCCAUGUUGGUCUCUAUUAAGACACCGUCACCCAGCUAUUCGUGCGCUGUGCAGUCGUGCUUUUGCAGCCCCGAGGAAGAAGACGAUGAGGUAUGCCCGGCGUGUCGCGACAGAAGGAGGCUGGAGGGGGAAUUGCAGAUGACAUGGAUUUAGGAAACUAAAGAGAUAAGAUGGCGUGGGGCAAGAUGAAGCUCCUCGCGCUGACCAUCACAGCUUCCUGAUGUUUUGUAGUCGAAAUGACUUUCUCAUAAAUUCGCGAAAAGUUGAGCAUCAUCGAUACAAUAAACCUUUACAUGUUCUGAUAUAUGUUCUUGAGGUCUCGUUUAUGCAAAACGCCAGUACCUGAAAUGUAAUUAGCAGUUGGACAGUCUUGGAUUCCGUUUGAGGUCGGCUUUUGAAAAAAUGUUUUAUAUGGGAG
Molecule: messenger RNA, 2271 nt
Organism: Hypoxylon fragiforme
Lineage: Eukaryota; Fungi; Ascomycota; Sordariomycetes; Xylariales; Hypoxylaceae
Exons: 1
Coding region: 642-2006 (454 amino acids)
Source: RefSeq, a predicted model, not a curated record